UCAAUCCUUUACUACACUGUGCUGCAUCUAACGCUGUUGAUGGUCAAUGUUUGCUGAUAUCAAUUUCUAUGUCAGUAAAUACCAUACCACUGUCGUUACAACGGAACUGAGUGCAUACCUAGACUGUACAUUUCAAUUGUCUUGAUCACGAUCGCAAAACGACGACUACCUAUACCAGGCCUCUAGAUACGUAAUCUAAACUACUAGGAAGUUUGCAUGUUUACUUCCACGACAGCUAGGGUUUCAACAAAGACGUAUUGUCUAGCUAGGACUCGGCGUUUCAGUAGACGGUCUGAAAACUCCGUUGGACGUGUUACUCACGAACACAAGGCGCCUACGGAUACCGUACAACUAGUAAUUAAUUAAUCUAUUUUUUGACUUUUGGACUUGGUCAAUUUGCUGAUAUCACCAUUAAUAUUAAUCAAGCGGUACCGGAAAGCCAUAAUUUUGGCACCAUCCAUAUUUUAGGCAACACCAACAGCUGGUGCAAAUAUUGCGUGAAAAUGGACCUCCGACAAGAAGUGGGUUGGUUCGUUCACACACCUUGAACCCCCAUAGGUAAGCGCCUGCAAAUGAUUGCUAAUAUGUUGCUUAUUUGGCUAUACUCGAGACGGAAGUUACCGCAAAUCAACGCCUUGAUAAACUACACUUUUCGAAAAAUGGUGGGCCAUGGUCCAUCUACCCAUGCUCUGUCGGGCCUGGCCCGAUAUCCAAUCAAUCGAGUACUAGAAACUUUUUAGUGACUGACAAAUACUACGAGUACUGUAACAUUGACUUUGACUACUCUUUCUAUAGGGUGAAGCUGAAGCAUUGUAUGAUGAAAGUACAAAAUCUUGAUCAGUUGUUUCUCACACCCAAUCCGGGAGCUUCACUGUUGUGUUUUUCAGUAUCGUACUACGAGCUGUCUAGUUCAAGUGUUAUUGCAGCGAUGCAAGCACGACUCGUCUUUCUCACCGUCUUCUUGCUCCUUUAUACCAUCAGCAUCCUGGCAGAAUACAGCUGUGAUUAUAAGUCGCCAAUCUCUUGGGUUUUGUAUGGUACCAGCUGCUACGCGUACUUCAACUCAACGACACAAAAUUGGAAUAAAGCUGAACAGGAUUGCCAAACACAGAAAUUUCCCAACAGCCAUCUAGUGUCAAUGGAAUCGAAAGAAGAGAUCACGUUUGUUAGGAGUUUACUCACCCGUCCUCCCAGUGAGGCUUGGAUUGGUAUUAAAGGCCCAAAAAAGAACAAAGAGGUGAAAUGGUCAAAUGGCAAUGUCGUGAAAUAUCAAAACGUCAUUGGAAAAUUACUAGACAACAAGCAUUGCGUUUAUACAACGUUUUCAAGUAUUUGGUCGAUCAGCCAUUGCUCUGAGAAAAAACCCUAUAUCUGCGAAAUUGAUGCAAAAGAAGUGAUUCAUUACUCUAAUGCUGCACCUACAAAUGCAUCUGCGGUAGCGCGCGUUUCCGGGUCAGCAACUGUAUGGACGAGAUCUAAUACUUUUAGUUCAAGUUCAACACUGACCACGGUUUCUCGGACGCCGUCGCGAAUGUUGACGUCAACGGCGGGUACAAGAAUUACAAACACCAGUACCGCAAUGGAUUUUACCAUCUCAGCGACGAGGAAGACGGCAAGUACUGGGACGACGACAUUUGGGGUCUCCUCCGCUCCUACGGCUCAAGAUGUGAUUAAACACAAUUAUACGGAGUCUACUUCGUUGGUUAGGGUAACUGAGCAAGUUAUGAUCACAAGUCCAGAGACUUUGUCUGGCACUGGUAGAAGUAGUAGUGACAGUGUUUCUGUAACGACAGCUACUUCUAAACUGUUGGCACAAUCUGGUGUGUCGUCAGGCGGCAGUUCGGUUGGAGUGGUCGUUGGAGCUGUUUUGGGGACAGUGUGUGUUAUUGUGGUCGUUGUAGUUGUGCUACUGGCUUAUCGUCGAUAUCGAAAAAAGUUGAAGGCUUCUAGCAACCGCUGUCAAGCAUUGACAGCAAAAAAUCCCGUCUACCACGACAUCGAGACAAACUUCAAUACCUUGAGCAACGACGAGCUCGCGUACGAGAUCUCUGAGUCCAGAUUUGAAUGCAAUGGCCAGUCAGAAGCGGACAGGAGAGAUACUGCAGUGAUCGUCUCGUCCCAACGAGAAGAGACGAACGUCGAGAACGGUUCCACUGGCAUUUAUUCUGAUUACGAAAUUCCCGUAUCAGUACACAAACCUAGCAAUAACGUUGAAAACGACGGCAACGUAAUAUACGGGACCAUUAGGCACGGAUUUGACAAACUGAAACAGGCGAUCUAUUGGGAACCGGGAACUACAGAAGAACAGCUAUACGCACAAAUACAUCGACAUCAGUUUCCUCAGAUUGAACGCCAGGCCAUUAGCUCAAGAAAAUAUGUCGCAUCCGGAGAGUUUGGCACUGUGGAAAAGGCAACAUGGCGACCAACACACGAUGAGGAAAAGAGAGUCGUGGUCGCGGUCAAGGCUCUCAAAUCCGAGACGGACGAAGACCGCGUGCGUUUUCUUCGAGAAGCCGCACUUCUUGGACAAUUUCACCACGAAAACGUCGUCGCUCUUUACGGCGUAGUAACGCUAGGAUCACCGCUGCUAAUUGUUCUUGAAUAUUUGGAAAAUGGAGAUUUGAAGGAGUACCUGGUGGAGCAAAGAGAGAGUAUUCGAUCAUUGAAUUCAUCUCUGUCAUCUCGUCUCGGUGUGAUUCUGUUGAAGAUGUGUAGAGAUAUUGCGUCUGGUCUGGAGUAUUUGACGGGAAAAUCGUUUAUCCACAGGGAUUUGGCUGCACGCAAUAUUUUAUUGGAUCAUGAAAAUACAUGCAAAAUCGGAGACUUCGGUCUCUCUCGAGACUUAGCAAAUGAUACGUACUACGUUACAAAGGGUGGCAAGAUUCCUAUUCGAUGGAGUGCUCCAGAGACAUGGAAUUAUCGCAAAUAUUCGUCGGCCAGUGAUGUGUGGAGCUACGGUAUUGUUCUGUAUGAGAUAUGGUCACUGGGCUGUAGACCGUUCGGUGACACAUCUAAUUCUGAGGUAAUGUCUUUGACUGACGAGGGUUACCGUCUUCCUCCUCCUCCUGGCUGUUCUCGAUCAAUGUACAGUUUGAUGAUUAAUUGCUGGAAUGAUGACUAUCAUCAGCGUUUGAGUUGUGGUGACGUCAUUCGUUGCUUGUCUGUCGAGGACGAACAGUUGCUGACAAACAGAGAGACAGAGGAAGACAUUGGUGUUGCUGGAAAAUUGGGAGACGACCCACUAUCAUCCGUCAACUGUUACCAGGACUUGCAGAUGACGUAUCUUCUGUGCAAACAAAGAGCAGAGACAGGCGAAUUGGCUCAGGUUUUUUCUUUCAGCAAUGCAUUUGUGUCUCUUGAAGUCACUAAUGCGUCUGAAACCUCUAUGGCAUUCAGGGCGGACAACAGCUAUUUCUGUCGUACGAUGGUUGAGCCAGAUUCUUGGACUUUGAAUGAUACCAACUGCUAUCGAUACUUUUCAGAAAUCAAAAAGUGGGAUGCUGCUAGUAGAGCAUGCAAAGCGUUUGGCAACGGUACCGGCCAUCUAGUAUCAAUCGAAUCAGCAGCAGAGAAUACUGUCGUAAAAGGUUUACUUGGCUCAUCCGAUGAAGCUUGGAUUGGUAUUGAGAAACCAAACCAGAAAAGACCAGUAACAUGGACGGAUGGAAGCGAUCUCGAUUAUACUAACAACUUGUCUGAUCGACUACUCAAUAUUAAAAGGACUAUGGGUUACGCUUAUUCUGACGGUACUUGGUCGAUUUGUUUUUGCAAUAGGAAGAAUAACGAAAAAGGUUACAUCUGCGAAAUGAAUGCCGCAGAAAAGAGACCUACAUCUGACGUCACGCCGAGUGCAGUAACGCGCUUGGCAAAUCUGACGACGGUACCGACGACAGACACUUCAACAAGAGCAACAGUCGGAGACUCCAACGCUUCCAUGGAACUGAAUUUUGAUAAUACCUUGUCCGCAACUACGUCUACUCUAGAACCGCCAGGACCAGCUAAUCUCUCGUCAAGUAGCAGUUCUGUUCAGACUGUUGGAAUAGCAGUUGGAGCUACAUUAGCAGGAAUAUGCGUCGUCGUGGUCGCUGUUGUCGUGACAGUCUGUUAUCGACGCUUCUACCGUCAGAAAUGGAAAUUUCCGUUCAGUGAUGUUUGUGUAGAAGUCACAAAUCCUUCUUUUCGUGAACUCGAGAUGACAAACGACAGCAACCCUACAUACGCCAAUACCGAGUUUGGACGCUAUGUCCAAUCAGAAACCGUUGAAACAGAUACUGCAGAUAAUACGACAGGUCGUUGCAGACAACAAGUCGAACACAAGUUUGUGAGACCUACUGAAACAUACGAAAUUCCCGUAUCACUCCUAACCAGUUUGGGCGACAGCAACCAUACGAUAUACGGAACUAUUAAGCAAGGAUUCGACAAACUGAAGAAAGUGAUCUAUUGGGAGCCAGGGACAACAGAAAAACAGUUAAACUCACAAAUAGAACGACAUCAAUUUCCUCAAAUCAAACGCGAAGCGAUCAGCUCAAGAAAAUACGUCGCAUCCGGUGAGUUUGGUACAGUGGAAAAGGCAAUAUGGCGACCAGCACACAAUGACAAGAGUCGAGUUGUCGUUGCAGUCAAGGCUCUCAAAUCCGAGACGGGCGAAGAUCGUGUGCGUUUCCUUCGAGAAGCCGCUCUUCUCGGACAAUUUCAUCAUCCGAAUGUCGUCGCUCUUUACGGCGUGGUGACGUCAGGAUCGCCGCUGUUGAUUGUCCUUGAAUAUUUGGAAAACGGAGACCUCAAGGAGUAUCUGGUGCAGCAGAGAGAAACUAUUCAGUCGUCGGAUGAUUCAUCUCUGUUGUCACGUUUGGGUGUCGUUCUAUUGAAGAUGUGUAGGGACAUCGCGUCUGGGCUCGAGUAUCUUGCAGGGAAAUCGUUUGUUCACAGGGAUUUGGCAGCUCGCAAUAUUUUGUUGGAUCAUAAAGACACGUGCAAAAUUGGAGAUUUCGGUCUCUCUCGAGACUUAGCAAACGAGACGUACUACGUUACAAAGGGUGGCAAGAUUCCCGUUCGAUGGACCGCUCCAGAGGCGUUGAAUUAUCGCAAAUAUUCGUCGGCCAGUGACGUGUGGAGCUACGGUAUUGUUCUGUAUGAGAUAUGGUCAGUCGGAUGUAGACCGUAUGGUGACACUUCUAAUUCCAAUGUGAUGUCUUUGAUUAACGAGGGUUAUCGUCUUCCUCCUCCUCCUGGCUGUCCUCGAUCAAUGUACAGCCUAAUGAUCGACUGCUGGAAUGAUGACUAUCAUCAGCGUCCAAGUUGUGGUGACGUCGUUCGCUGUUUGUCCGUCGAAGACGGUCAGUUACUUGCAAGAGGAGAGACAGAGAAAGACAUCGGAAAGCUGGGCGACGACCCACAGUUGUCCGUCAAGUGUUACCAGGACCUGCAGAUGUCGUAUCUUCGCAAAAAUGAGAAGAAACACGUGACCUGAAGUUGGACUCCUUACUAGAGUGUUACGUAUAGACAAAUGCUAGAUUUUGAAUAUGGUAGCUACGUGUACUAGACAUGUAGUCGUGUGCAAAUUAACAUGUGCGUGUUUGUAAGAGUAAUUAGGAAGAAAACUAGUUGCGUACUUGAUUGUAGUCUCGAUGUAAGGAUUUGUGUGUGUGUGUGUGUGUGUGUGUGUGUGUGUGUGUGUGUGUGUGUGUGCGUGCGUGUGUGUUGUGU
Messenger RNA from Corticium candelabrum, 5706 nucleotides. RefSeq lists its product as uncharacterized. The record is from RefSeq and is a predicted model, not a curated record. The transcript is spliced from 30 exons. Gene Ontology annotation, biological process: positive regulation of kinase activity; cell surface receptor protein tyrosine kinase signaling pathway; multicellular organism development. The coding region runs from base 815 to 5470 and encodes 1551 amino acids. Gene Ontology annotation, molecular function: transmembrane receptor protein tyrosine kinase activity; ATP binding. Lineage: Eukaryota; Metazoa; Porifera; Homoscleromorpha; Homosclerophorida; Plakinidae. Gene Ontology annotation, cellular component: plasma membrane; signaling receptor complex.